Messenger RNA from Lotus japonicus, 2569 nucleotides. RefSeq names its product probable glycosyltransferase At3g07620. Lineage: Eukaryota; Viridiplantae; Streptophyta; Magnoliopsida; Fabales; Fabaceae. Bases 328 to 2175 code for a protein of 615 amino acids. The transcript is spliced from 4 exons. Gene Ontology annotation, molecular function: glycosyltransferase activity. The record is from RefSeq and is a predicted model, not a curated record.
UUCAUUUCCUUUCUUUCUUUUUCUGGGUCAAUUUUAUCUUCUCUGUGCUUUUUGGUGAAGCGGUGUUAGUUCUAUUGCUAAGUUAAAGUCAUUCCUGGUAGCACAGUAGAUUUAUUUCUUCAAAAUUAAAUAUCGUACUGUCUAUGCACUCACUGACUUGCGUUUAGUUUAGUUCGUGGGAAAGUUGAUUCAUUUCCUUCUAUUAAUCAGUAAUGUUUUCUUUGUUGGGCUUGCAUAUAACUUGCUACCUUUUCAUGUUUUGAUUCAGGGUUUUAAGGUAACUGUAAUAAUGAUGUGUAUUUUAGUUUGAAGUAAUCAAAGUGAGUUAUGAAUGAAAUGGGUGUUUCUCCCGCCCGGAGAUUACAUCAUGUCGCGAUUUGGCGGCUCUUAAUUGUUGGUGUGUUCGUUGCUGUGAUAGUUUCUUUCCAAUGUUAUUGGACAAAAUAUUCUCUGUUGGAUGCUGAUAGGAGCUCAAUAGCUCUGCCUAUUGAAGUUUCCAUUGCUGCAAAGGAUGUGUCCAAAGAACAUGCUUAUGAGAAAGGAUCAGAUUUGGACCAUGAAUUGGAAUCUGAUGGAGGCGAAAAUUCAAGAAAGGGAGAAAUUCUCAGUAAGAAAUUUCAAGUGGAAAAUCAUGAAGAUGCAAGUUACAGUUCCACUCAGAAAAGACCCAAGUUUGAGCAUGAUCCCACACAGAAGGAUAGAGAAAAGGUUAACAGACACAAUAUACAAUACCCUUUAAAUAGCAUACAAUUUACAUCACAAGGGGUUUCUUCAAAGGGCAUACAAAUUCUGGAUUCAGAUUUGAGCAAUUCUGAUCUGCUACUUGCUGUGAAAAAAACUUCAAAUGGCAGUGGAAUACAAAGUGCCGCAGUAGAACCUCAAAAUGAGAAACCACAGCUGUUGAAAGCUCCCUUGUCCAUACUGAAUAAUGAAUCUGAGAUGGGUACUUCAUCCGUGAGGAAUAAGUUGGUGCGGCCAGCUUCAAUAACAAGGAUGAACUCUUUGCUGCUUCACAGUUUUAAUUCUUCUUCUUCUUCUAUGAGGCCGAGAUGGUCUUCCCGACGUGACAGUGAACUCUUAUCUGCCAAAGCGGAGAUUGAAAAUUCCCGAGUCAUAUCGAAUUCUUCAGGACUUUAUGCACCUAUUUUCCGGGAUGUUUCCAAAUUUUCAAGGAGUUAUGGACUGAUGGAGCGCAAGCUCAAAGUUUAUAUUUAUAGAGAAGGAGAAAAACCUAUAUUUCAUCAACCAAAGAUGAGAGGACUUUAUGCCUCAGAAGGGUGGUUUAUGAAAUUGAUGGAGGGAAAUAAAAGGUUCAUUGUGAAGGAUCCCCGAAAAGCUCAUUUGUUUUACCUGCCAUUCAGUUCACAAAUAUUAAGAGUCGCUCUUUCUGAUAAUAAGCUGAUGGAGCAAUACCUUGAGAGAUAUGUGAACCUAAUUGCAGGAAGAUAUCGUUUCUGGAACAGAACCGGUGGAGCAGACCAUUUUCUUGUUGCCUGUCACGAUUGGGCCGACCGAAUUACAAGGCAACCAAUGAAAAGUUGUAUUAGGUCUCUCUGCAAUGCCAAUGUUGCCAAAGGCUUCCAAAUAGGCAAGGACACUACUCUACCAACAACAUAUAUACACUCCGCGAUGGAUCCACUAACAACAAUUGCAAGGAAACCUCCUGCAGAAAGGUCUAUUCUGGCCUUCUUCGCAGGAGGCAUGCACGGUUAUCUCCGCCCAGUCCUGCUAAAACACUGGGAGAAUAAAGAACCUGACAUGAAAAUUUUCGGUCAAAUGCCCCGUGAUGUGGAAGGUAAAAAAUUUUACAUGGAAUACAUGAAUAGCAGCAGGUAUUGCAUAUGUGCUAGAGGCUAUGAGGUUCACAGCCCAAGAAUAGUUGAGGCCAUUUUUUCUGAGUGUGUGCCAGUCAUCAUAUCAGAUAACUAUGUGCCUCCUUUUUUUGAGGUACUGAAGUGGGAAGCAUUUUCUGUUAUUGUUCGGGAGAGGGAUAUCCCUAGCCUUAGAAGCAUACUCCUCUCAAUCCCAGAAGAGAAGUACUUGGAACUGCAUUUGGGAGUAAAGAACGUUCGGCAGCAUUUCCUGUGGAACAAAGUUGCUGUUAAGUAUGACUUAUUUCAUAUGAUUCUUCAUGCUGUAUGGAACAAUAGACUUUCUCAGAUUAGACCCAGAUGAUGAUAUCAUUGUUGCCAAUAAGAUCAAGUUGUUGGUGUGGGAUCAAAACUAGUAAAACUCAGCUACAUGGACAGAACAGAACAACUGGAAAGUAAAAUCCCCUUCUCUUAUACCAGUAUGUUAAAGACUUGUAAACAUGAGCUAUAUGGUGGAUUACCCUGGUGAACUUGACCCUCUCUUGUAUCAUCAUUCUGAUCUAACUGUACUUUGAUAUUUGUAAACUAGUCAAGAUUAGUCCAAGAGUAAUAAUAGAUGGUCUUUUGAACUCUUGUGUAGAUAAAAAAAAAUCUGAAGACAUUUGAGGUGAACCUUCAUUCUCAGAGUUUUAAGCAUUCAUGAGGAAAACUGUAUAGUAAUUUGUUACAAAAUGAUUUUUUAUUUAUUCUCAUUACCA